Messenger RNA from Syngnathoides biaculeatus (alligator pipefish), 5732 nucleotides. RefSeq names its product LIM and calponin homology domains 1b (gene limch1b). The record is from RefSeq and is a predicted model, not a curated record. Lineage: Eukaryota; Metazoa; Chordata; Actinopteri; Syngnathiformes; Syngnathidae. Gene Ontology annotation, cellular component: stress fiber. Gene Ontology annotation, biological process: positive regulation of stress fiber assembly; regulation of focal adhesion assembly. The transcript is spliced from 25 exons. Bases 45 to 3140 code for a protein of 1031 amino acids. Gene Ontology annotation, molecular function: myosin II head/neck binding.
AAUUUUUGUUGACAGAACUGUCACGGGCACGACAACGCUUGGGCAUGGCAAGUCCGGAGGCACACACCGGACAGUCGCAUCAGUGUCAGCCGGUGGCCGCGUCCGCUUUCCGGGAGGCGCAGAAAUGGAUCGAGGCUGUGACGGGAAGAUGCUUCGGUGACAAAAAUUUCAGGGGAGGACUGGAGAAUGGAAUACUGCUGUGCGAGUUACUGAGCUCCAUAAAACCUGGCUUGGUGAAGAAAAUCAACAGACUUCCCGCACCCAUUGCAGGCCUGGACAACCUAAGCGUGUUCCUGCGCGGAUGUGAGGAGUUAGGACUGAAGGGUUCCCAGCUGUUCGACCCCGGAGACCUUCAAGACACAUCAACACGCCCCACUGCCAAGCAGAGCGACUGCAGCCGAAAGCUAAAAAAUGUUCUAAUCACCAUCUACUGGCUGGGUCGGGCUGCCAACGGCUGUACGUCCUACAACGGGCCCACGUUGGACCUGAGGGAGUUCGAGGGCCUACUUUCACAGAUGCGAAAGGAAGCGGAGGAGGCCGAAAGCCCCCAACGCAGCAUCCGGGACAGCGGGUACAUUGACUGCUGGGAAUCGGAGCGCAGCGAUUCGCUCUCCCCGCCUCGGCAUUGCCGCGAGGACUCCUUCGACAGCCUGGACUCGUUCGGCUUCCGCUCGCAACAGACGCCGUCGCCGGAUGUGCUGGCGGCGCGCGGCAGCAGUGACGGACACGGCAGCGACUCCGAGUCGGACGGCCCGCCGCUCCGUAAAACUCCCGACAUCCACAAGGACGACAUGCUGGCCCGCCGCACCUCAGUGAGCGAGCCGCGCACCGCCGUGCCCUUCAACCAGUACCUGCCCAACAAGUGCAACCAGAGCGGCUACGUACCGGCGCCGGCGCGCAAGCUGGCGACCCGCGACAAGGACGGCGGCGAGCGCAAGAGCUGGAGUACGGCCACCUCGCCGAUAGGGGGCGAAAGACCUUUGAGGAGCGUGAGCCUGAUCGACAUGCGCAGCGAAGACGCCGCCGCCACCGCCGCCGCCAUCUUGCCGCCUCACAGUCACGUGCGUCACGAGCUGAUGCACAAUCAGUACAAUCAGAUGAAGGAGGAGGACAGCCACUGGCAGGAUGACCUGGCCCGGUGGAAAAGUCGGCGGCGCAGCAUCUCGCAGGACCUCAUCAAGAAGGAGGAGGAGAGGAAGCUGAUGGAGCAGCUGAUGACCGGCGGGCAGUGCGUCUCCCACAGGAGGAGAAGCAUCAAGACCUACAGGGAGAUCGUGGAGGACAAGGAACGUCGCGAGGAGGAGCUGCGGGCAGCGUACCGGGGAGCCAAAACUCCCGAGGAGGCCUCCUCCAUCCUCCAGCGUUACGCCCAGCGCUUCUCCGUCAGCGAGACCGUUAUGGAGCGCCUGCAGCUGCCCAAGGCUCUCGACCGCAGCAUCUCGUCCUCGUCGGGCUUUCCCGCCUCCCUCUCGCCCACGCCGGUCACCCCCGAGCCGUGGGAAAACGACCCCGACGGGCCCUUGAAGUACCUGCGGCAGCAGUCGGCCCCGGCCCCCAGGUUCACGUCCACGCUGGAAACGCAAGUCGACGAGUGGCCCGGAGGUUCGCCGCCGCGCCGGCCGCAGAUCCGCUCGCGAUCGUCCGAGCCGCCGUCCGACCGGGUGCUGUCACCCAAACCGCUGCCUUUGCUGACGCCCAAGCCUUACUUCCAGUCCUGGCCUGCCACGCCAGAACCCUGGCCCAGCAAGGCCGACGGUUUGCUGCCGGUCAACGGAAAGGCGGGAGGCGACGACCCCGCUGCCGCUCCCGAGGACCGAGGAAGAGAACCGUCUCCGCUUUUCCUCCCGUCCUCGUCACCCAAAACCACAAGCCGCAACGCCGACUCCUCCGUAGUAGGGGGAAGUCCGGCGUCCGCCAAUCCCAAGGACGCGGAGACCGAAAUCCGAGGCCAGGAAGUCGGGCGCUGUUCCACGCCGCCCAGCAGGCCCACUUCACUACCAGUGGAGUUGUUGAAGCCUGAGGAAAGCUUCGGGAGAAAAAGCGACCGGCAGUCGGAAUCCGCUCUAGUGGAGGAAACCGUGGAGGAAAAGUGUGAAUCGGCACCACAUCGUCAAACAUCUGCAGAAUCUAAACAAGAAACCGAACUGUCGUGUCAAACGGGACUCGGGACGCACUCUAUAACUUCAGUGACGAACAUACACAGUUGCCUGCAGAAGAACCAGAAGAAAGAGGAAGGUCCAUUUUAUGGACUUUUACCGCCGACUGCUACAACAGAAGGUUUUACAAACAGUACCCGCUUGCCACUGACGACCAGCAACCCAAAUUUACGCUGGGAGUUCUUUGCAGAUAAAGGGGAGAAGGAUCACCGCAGCAAUGAAAAGUACCAGCGGGAGCAGGAGAAGCUGAAGGAGGAGUGGGAGAAGGCCCAGAGGGAGGUGGCCCAGGAGGGGAGGCGCUACCAGGAGGAGGAACGUCUGAUCCUGGAAGAGACGGUCACAGCCCUGAGCCCGCAGCCAUCGGCGCCGCCGCCGGCUGAGGGCGACGACGCCAUCGUUCGCUCGCUUGCCGACUGGGAACGCAAGCAGGAGCGACUGGAGAAGCUUUCGAAGGCAAGUCCAGAAAACGUGGAGUGUAGACUGCGAGAGAACGACCGGACGAGCGACAUCAGCACGGCCGAUGACAGCUUCAGAACAGCCCGGAGCUCGGAGAGUCAGAGCGGCUGCCUGCAAAAUGGCCAGAAACUUCACCAAACGGCCGCCAAGACCUCCGCGCUGGCCAAGAAACGGCCAGACGCCGACGCCGGCAAGCCUCCGGGAGAGCGCAGGAGCGCGCCCGCCUCUACCGACGCGGGCCGCAGCCCGUCCAAGCCCCGCUCGCCUUCUGUCGACGCACCGCCGAACAGGUCUGUGAGCGGCAAGAAGCUGUGCUCCAGCUGCGGGCAGCCCUUGGGCAAGGGGGCCGCCAUGAUCAUCGAGUCCCUCAGCCUCUACUUUCACAUCGACUGCUUUAAGUGUGGGGUGUGCAAGGGCCAAUUGGGAGACACGUCCACGGGCACCGACGUCCGGAUCCGGAGCGGCCUCCUCAACUGCCACCAGUGCUACAUUCGAUCCCGCUCGGCCGGGCAGCCGACCACCUUGUGACGCCUCCGGUCCAGUUGAGCCGGAUCGUCCCCGCCGGACCCCGCCCUCCCCCCUCCGUUCGUCGCGUGGGCCAACCCGAGACUUUCCAUCCGUACGCCGUCGAGUGUCAACGUUAAUAACGAUCAUUGGGUCAUAUUUGCAUUUUUUAUGAAGCACAGCCGAUUUGGACUUCCUUUCAUAUUCAUAUAAAGUAAAUGAACUUCACUCACAAAUACUUUAAUUGGAUUUAACCUGGUUGAGGAAUUUUAUCAUUUUUCACAAAACUGCAUCCAUUUUACGUCUCCGCCAGAAGCAGAUGACGCGAAAGAGGGAAAUUACCCCUCGCCAACAUGUCACGCGACGCCUUUUGCAUUUUUUUUUUUUUUAAUUGUAUACCUCAGUAAUCGUGUUUGGGAAAAAUGAGUAUAAUCCAAAUAAUCCGCAAAGGCUUCCACUGACAAACACGCUUUGAAUGUUAUUCACGAGGGCAAUAACUGGACUCGCUACUUUAACACGUGCCUUAGGGACAAAUGGAUGAUGACGCAGAAAAAUACAUAUUUUGGGAGUGGGGGGGGAGUUUUUAUUUUAUUUGAAGGAGGAAAAGUGGCCAAAUUUUUCACCGCACUCCAAUUUCCUUUGUCGCAACUCGUCCGCUUUUCCACAUUAGCGUUUUUGCAGGGAUUAAACGCGCUCGCCGAGCAUUUUGAGAAACACGCGCCGAACGAGUCCAAUCGACCUUUCGCCGAAGCCAAAAGUCGCCGCCGCCGCCGCCGCUUUCCUGACCGAGAACCUCCGGAAUGUUUGUGAUUUUAUGCGCGGACGCGAAUUGAAUUUUUAUUUCGGGCUAUGGAUAAAGCCAUGCAGUCAAUAAUCAGUUGAUCCCCUAAAAAGAAUAAAUGGAUGAAUACAUAAAUAAUACUGCAACCGAAGCUAGCCCAAUGGACCUUUCCCGUGGCGAUCUUAAGCUCCGCCCCCUUCGCCAUGUUCCCACAAGCUUCCAAAAUGGCGACUGAACAGAACAGGUUUGAAGUCGAUUCUCUUAUCGCGUUAUUCCAGAUAAUAUCGGGGUAUGUUUAUUUUUUUUUUCCUCGUGAUGAAAGUCCUCCGUAUUUUUAAAUUUUCAUGAAAAUUGCUCCGGAAAAUUGAGGAAAAAUUGCCUAAAAUUAAUCCUGGUAUUAGUUGACAACAUUGAACGAACAUGCGUUUGAGUUCGUGGUUUUGGUUUCACGGGCGAAGCCAUGUUGAGGCACUAAGACGACUAACUUUAACGCCCCCUCCUCUCGGAUUCUUUCAAGACGUCGCUUAUUUUCUGUGAUCUCGACAUUAAUUUACGUAUUUCUUUCAUAAACGUUGUUAACUAAACAAGCCUGCUCCAAAACAACCGGUAUUCACCCGGAAACAGGAAAUGCAAGUUAACCGCACUGAGCAUGUACGAAAGCGCAUGUUCAGAACUGCCUCACGUAAUGCGAGCGCAUUUACGUCGAAAGUCAAAGGAAAUUCGGUUACACCAGGGGUGCUCAUUGCGUCGAUCGCGAGGCAGUGUGACGGCGUAAAAAAAACAAAAAACAUUAGACUGUCAUCCUCCUCCUCGCUUGAUUCAGGUGUGGCCAAUAAGUUGAGCGCAUGCACAUAAAGGCGCGUUCUAGCAAGCCGGCCUCCUAUUUACGGCAGUCCCGUAGUGCGUGCCCCCCCCCCCCCCACUCCCCUCAAAACAAGGACCCCUUGUAACCUAGCAGGAUAGCAUUCAUCAGAAUUGCACGUUCGCCAAGUGCAUCUGAGGACCAUUUUCUUCGUAACGUUAACUUUUCCAGGCGCACGCUACUGACACCGGGCACUGCUUGUGGGACAAUACAGCGAGAGGGGCGAUCUGAUUGGCUAUUAUUGUACGAGUGAUUGACAGGUCGGAAAGGUCCAUUGAAUGUAAACCAUCGAUGGAGAAAUGUUGAACCCCCCCCCCCAAAAAAAAAAUUGGUCAAAAAUUAGUUUGAAUUGGAAUUACCCCAGAUUAGAUGUGUCAAACUCAUUUUUAUCACGGGCCACAUUAUAGUUCCAGUUUCUGUCAGAGGACCCUUAUGACUGAAACCAUGAAAAUCUUUAAUUGACCCGUCAUAUUCACACGUUUCAAUUUCUCAACUAGUUUUGGAAACAGAAAUCAAGUUUAACGGGGUUUUCAAAUUAUUGUUGAUGUUUGGUGACACAAAAAAAACGCUUGCAAUAUAUCAACGUCAUCGUUAGGGUUAGGAAUUUGGUUCAAAUUUUAACAAAAAUCAUGAUGCCCAUGAUUCGCCUACGCGGGCCACAUAAAAUCAUGUGGCGGGCCACAUCUGGCCCCCAGGCCUUGAGUUUGACACCUGUGCCCUAGAUUUUAAAACAUUUUUACGCGUAUGCGGCAAGCUCGUCGGCCUUAACAACAGUAGCUAAGCGGCCCCGAGCGAAAGGUCCGUUGACGGUAUGCCAACUUUUUAUGUUUUGCUUUUUUUUUUUUUUUUUGCAUUUUCACAGCUGGGCAGUGUGCUGCGAAUGUAAAGUCAAUCAAUAAAAUGCACGUUUAAGCCUAAAACCAAAAGAUACUGUAAAAAAAAAUAUAUAUAUAUAUAUAUAUAUAUAUAUAUA